This is a messenger RNA of Candida tropicalis MYA-3404, 882 nucleotides long. RefSeq names its product U2-type spliceosomal complex subunit. The transcript has a single exon. Gene Ontology annotation, cellular component: spliceosomal complex. Gene Ontology annotation, biological process: spliceosomal complex disassembly. The record is from RefSeq and is a predicted model, not a curated record. Lineage: Eukaryota; Fungi; Ascomycota; Pichiomycetes; Serinales; Debaryomycetaceae. Gene Ontology annotation, molecular function: RNA binding. The coding region runs from base 1 to 882 and encodes 293 amino acids.
AUGGAUGAGUCAAUAUCUAAGAUUAUCAAUGAUGAAAUAGACAUAUUUCAAACACUUGGUGUUUCACAGAAUAGUACAUCUCAAGAAAUAAGACGUUCAUAUAGACAAAAAGCAUUACAAUUCCAUCCAGAUAAAUAUCAAGGUGAUGAAACUAAAUUCAAUCUCAUCUUAACAUGUUAUGAAAUUCUUAAAGAUCCAUUAUUACGAAAAAGAUAUCAAGAAUUAUAUAAUCUUAAAUCUAGUCGAAUAUCUAAUAGAGAAAAACUAGAUGAAUUAACUAAAAAAUUUCAAGAUGAAUUAAUUGAAUCUGAAAAAAAGAAGAAACAACAACAACAACAUGAUAAGAAACAUAAAUAUGAUAUUGAAUCACUUAAAGAAGAUGGAUUGAAAAGAAGAAGAUUACAAGAACAGAAAUUAAUGGGUAAUAAGAAUAACACUAGAAUUUCAAUAUAUGAUUUACCACUUCGAAAUAAUUUCACUAUAAUCCCUCCACAAACCACUCAUACUGUUCUUUUAAAAUAUAAAUAUAAGAAAGAUCUAAAAGGAUUAAUUGAUGAGAAUGUCAUAUCUAGAAUUAUGUCAAUAUUUGGUAAUGUGAAUAAUGUGAAAAUGGAUGGUCAUGAUGAUCGAUAUGGAUAUGCUUAUGUUGAUUUUCAAUCAGAAGAAGGAUGUUCCAUGGCAUUACAACAUAAUUAUAAUGAAUCAGCAAAGAGAUGGGAUGGUACUGAUGUACGUAAAUUGGCUAGUUUACUAAGAGAUUGUAAAAAAAUCAAUGUGAAUAUAACCACAUCUGAAUUAACUGCCAAUGAUAAAGUUAAUCAAAUUUUACAAAAAUUUUUAAAUGUCAAUUCCGUAUCUGACAAGAAUACAAUGAUGGGAUAA